CACUUGCAGGAAGGGAAGAGAGAGAGAGUAGAAAGGGGGAGGGUGCUCGCAGGCUGAUAACACACUCAACCACAGAUGGUUGAGCAAGGUUGCGAGAGAGUGAGGGAGCAAAACGGCUGCAAAGACAGGCACAGAAGAGAGGGAGAGACUAAGAACGAGAGGAGCCGAGUGGGAGGAAAUCUGUCUCUCUGGUAGUAUUGCCAGAGCAACGGAAAGAAGAGGAGAGAGGAGGCAGUGCAGGAUCUGUGAACGUCUUGUCUCUGCAGCCAAGAGAUCUUCUGCCGCUGUUUACUCUGCAGACCCCGGGGACGGAUGGAUGCUUACACAAAUAAAUGCCAGCAUAAUUGAGCUGCUUCUGCACCCGGGACUUGAAUUGAACUGAGGCACAGAGCAGGAGCAGAGCAGGAUGUGGUAUUGCAUGCAUGCCUUUAUGAGUGUUUGCUUGUGGGUAUAACAGGUGCUCUCAGGUGAGCAGGGUUAACUUGAAACCAACCUGUAAACCGACUCCAUGGCACCAGCGUGUGCCUAUAUCUGUGUGUGUGUGUGUGUGUGUGUGUGUGUGUGAUGUAGUGGCGAGCUGUGUGUAAAUGUGUACAUGUCUGUACGUUAGGCUAGGUGUGCAUACUGUAUGACCUGUGUGUGUUUGUGACACCGGCAUCACAGCGCUCACUCACACACACACAGGCAUCAGGAGGAAGUGACACUUCUGUGGUUGCUCUCGUAUUUCCUGGUCCCCUCUCCUGUGGCGCCCAAAGUGCCGAAUCUGAGCCGAGUUCGACUGUUUUGCCGUCACAGGUGGGACUUAAACUCUCUGGAUGCAUCAGCAGAGGAGCACCAACUUUUUCUGGAUGAGCAAAGAACAAGUAGAUACGUUUAGACUCUGAUUGUGGCUGAGUGUCACUUCAGCCCUGCAUUUCAAGACAAUCCAGCACUUCCUCAAGCUGUCAGCCUGCUGCCCUGGUGCUGCUCUGGUGCCAGAGACCGUCCUCAGACCUCUCCAUGACUGUCAACACGGUGCCGACCCCCUCCAUGACCAGCAGUAACAGCAUGAGCAGCGGGUACUGCAGCCUGGAUGAUGAGAGCGAGGAUUUCACUUUCUUCACAGCCAAGACCUCGUUCUUCCGCAAACCCAAGCAGGCACCUAAGCAGAAUGAAGCAAAGGAAGAAGAGGAGCAAGGAACAAAAGACCUGUCAGAGGAAGAGGUGCACUCCAGGAUAGAAGAGUACAAUGCUCAAGUGUCAGGAAAUGGCAUGAAACUGGCUUCAGAUGGAUCUUACACGGGUUUCAUUAAGGUUCACCUGAGGCUCAGUCGACCAGUCACAGUCCCUGCUGUGGAGGCUGGAGGCUCAGAAGGAGCGUCCAGACAGACGGGCGGCAGCAGCCGAGCGCCUCCAGAGGACCAGGAAGCAACGGACUGUGGACACACUGAAAAGAGGACGUCCUUCUACUUACCAUGUGACUGUGUGAAGCAGAUCCACAUCAGCUCUCUGACCACCACCAGAGAGGUCAUUCAGGGCUUGCUGAAGAAGUUCAUGGUGUUGGACAAUCCUCGCAAGUUUGCAUUGUACAGACAGACACACCGGGACGGACAGGAUCUGUUCCAGAAGCUUCCAUUAAGUGAGCGUCCUCUUCUUCUGAGGCUGAUCGCCGGACCAGAUGCAGAGCAACUCAGCUUUGUCCUUAAGGAAAAUGAGACUGGAGAGGUAGAGUGGCAUGCAUUCUCUGUCCCUGAACUCCAAAACUUCCUGGUAAUAUUGGAGAAAGAGGAGGCGGAGCGUGUUCGAGCAGUGGAGCAAAAAUACGCAGUUUACCGACAGAAACUAGAGCAGGCCCUGCAACAACAUGACCCCUGACCACUCACCUGUUACCUUAUGACUUCAACCCAGGGACACACUGACCCUUUGAACACUGAUCCCUCAAGACCCCCAGAAUCUAUUCAGAGAGUGGAGCACGAGCGGAACUUUUCUUUUCGCUCCACGCAUAUAUACACACAAACAUGCACACAAAUCAUACACAGUUGCAUAUCCUUUCUCAGGACGCAUACAAGCCCACCCCCCACCAUCCUCACAUCUGCUCCCUGCAGAGAGAAUCAGGAGUUGAAAGUGAUGUGAAAGGCUACAGGGUGUGUGGUCUUCGAGCUGACUGGACAAGUUGUGUUUUGUUUGCCAAGGACACACACGCAGAAGGAUCUGUACUGUAACUCCGACUUGAGAUGUCACUUGGGACUGAUAUGAAUCAAUGGUGUUUUUAAAGUUUCCCCUCUUCUUCUUCUGCUACUGCUGCUGCUACUGCAAGUGUUACUUAAGCAUGGGUCUCUCUCAGCUCAUCUCCCCUGCACAUAGAGUUAGGAUUGACACACAAGGCAUGAUUACUUUUUUUCUGCAUCUCAUUGGGAUGGAAGGACAAUCACACUGUGUGUUUCUUUUUUUUGUUGUUUUCUUGAAAUUGAUGUAUUGCCUGUUACCAGAUGUUGUUUUUGUUGCUGAAAUUUAAGAGAUGUGGAUUUGUGAUGAGGGGUGUUUAGAGUUGGGGGCUGGAGAACUGGUUAUUGGUGCUUUACCUUAAACUAGAAUAGGAAGCAGGAGGCAGUGUGUGCUUCCAUAUCAAAGAAAAGAAGGAGUGGAGUUAUAAGAAAGUGAGAUCCAUCCUCUGAUUUUUCUCAGGGAGCAUGUGUUGAGCAAAGAGUAAACCUAAGGGGAAGAAAUAGAACCCUUUUCCACCUUGCACCACCCUGUUUUAGCACAUGCUUAUCUGUCCUUUAUGCCAUGUGACAAGACUUGAAGACAUGAAGAUGCUGUCAGGUGCUUCGCUGACAGAGAUCUUCAGUCAGACCCUGUUAGCGCCUCUCUCCUCACUCCUCCAAACACACACGCAAUCCUAACAUUUUCUCCGAUGAUAACUGUGGUAUCAUUUCCCAUUUCCGCUGCAUAAAUCCUGAUCUCACCAGCCCUUGCAUGAGCUCCACCUGCAGAUGAAGCCUACUGAGAGAGGCAAUCCACAUACCUUUACUGAUACACUUUACAUACAUGUGUUCGGGGUGUAUUUGAAUGUGUGAGGACUUUUACACCAAAGCUUAGCGGGACAGAUCUACUGAGAGGAUUUUAACAAGAUCAGAGACAUUUGGAAGUUUGUUAAAUUAAAGGUGGUGUAUGUAAAAAUCAAACCAGCUUCUGUUUUGCACAUAUAGAUGCAGGUCAGUGAAUGGCCCGUAAAUCUGGGGCAGGGCAUGCAUUUAUGUUUGUUUUUCUUUUAUCUCCCUGCCUUCCACCCCCCCAAAAAAGAAACAAAAAAAUAUAAAAUUCAUGAUAAUGGCUAUGAUGUACCAAUGAUGUGUUUGCAAUGCAUAUAUGUUAUGUAGACACUGGAAAAAGAGUGACAAGGUUUAACUUUGUUGUUAUUAUGAAUAUUCAUAUUUUUUUUUGUAUCAUUCCUACUGGUUGGUGUGUGUGUGCUCAUCUUGGGCAGUAAGGAAAAUGUGAAUAGUGUUUUAAAAUGAGCGUCUGUGUGUCAUCAGCGCUCCCUGACUGGGCCUCACUUAUUGAGUAUCAGGACAUGCAUUGAGUGCACAUGUAAUAUAUCAGCACAUUUCAGCUGCUAAUUAGGUUACAAAAGAAAACUAUUGGGCAUGCAUGUUUCAUGAAAUUAAUGCAUUUAAUCAAAACAUUCUAAAAACUCUCCCUCAUUCUAUGUUUCUUCAUUGAUUCCAUAGAAAUACUAAUGAAUGAGGCCUGUUGUCCAUAAGCACAUGCUUCUCAGUAAACCCAAACCUUUUUUUUUUUUGUUUGUUUUUUUGACCACCACCACCCAAAGCCUGAGCUGUUCCUGCUGGCAGUGCCUUUUGUUUCAUGUGCCCCUGUGUAUCUAUGUAAGGUGUGAUUCAGCACACAGGUGCCUGAGUAUAUGUAUGGGUGCUUUUGCAUGUGUUUCUUGGGUGGUGUUGGAUGUUUUCUUUCUCUCCCCAGUCCCUUUAACACUCGUGUCUUUCCAACAAAUCCUCAGUGGGAGUGUGAGUGCGUGUGUGUGUGUGUGUGUGUGUGUGUGUGUGUGUGUGUUAUUUAUUUCAUGGUUCACACCAUCCUCAUGAUAUUACAUCAAGGAUGUUGAGACUUAAUGCUUUUUUGCAAUUUAUUUCGUUUUAUUUGAAGAAGUGUGUAUAAAUAUAUCAGUAGAACUGUACAGAAUAUUAAGAUGAAAUAAAAAGGUAAACAUCG
Amphiprion ocellaris (clown anemonefish) is the source of this 4212-nucleotide messenger RNA. It is a transcript of the gene rassf5, whose product is annotated as Ras association domain family member 5. Gene Ontology annotation, biological process: signal transduction. Gene Ontology annotation, cellular component: nucleus. The coding region runs from base 1000 to 1854 and encodes 284 amino acids. The record is from RefSeq and is a predicted model, not a curated record. Lineage: Eukaryota; Metazoa; Chordata; Actinopteri; Pomacentridae. The transcript is spliced from 5 exons.